This is a messenger RNA of Rotaria sordida, 558 nucleotides long. The record is from the annotation of a GenBank genome assembly. Lineage: Eukaryota; Metazoa; Rotifera; Eurotatoria; Philodinida; Philodinidae.
AUGAACUUGGUUAUUUCAAUAUUAUUUUUUAUUUUUUCAAUCAUAUAUAUAACAUUUUGUGUGCAUGAAUAUUAUAAAUAUUUAUGUCAAUUAAAUUAUGAUUAUCCAUUUCAAGAUCCAACAUUACCAAUUGAUAUAAGAUUAGAUAAUCUUAUGUCACUAUUAACCUUAGAAGAAAAGAUCAAUAUGUUAUGGAUGGAUGGAACAACAUCAGAUGGAGAAUUACCUAAUUUAGCUGUUCCACGUUUAAAUAUUCGUGGAUAUACUUGGAUGGGACAAGGAUAUGUUUAUCGAUCAGCAUCAAAUGGCUGUAAUAUUAAUUGUUAUAGUCCUGUAAUUGAUGGAAAUGUUUCUGUAUUACCACAAGGUACAGGAAUUGCUUCAACAUGGAAUAAAAAUUUAAUUUUUCAAUCUGGUAUUAUGAUUAGUGAUGAAUCUAUGGCAAUACAUUAUAAUUAUAAAAAUCGUAGUAUUGAUUAUAAAACUGGUGCAUCAAGUGUUAUUAAUAUUGCUAGAGAUCCAAGAUGGGGAAGAGUACCAGAAACAUAUGGUAAAUAA